Molecule: messenger RNA, 1063 nt
Organism: Kogia breviceps (pygmy sperm whale)
Lineage: Eukaryota; Metazoa; Chordata; Mammalia; Artiodactyla; Physeteridae
Gene: THYN1
Product: thymocyte nuclear protein 1
Cellular component (GO): nucleus
Source: RefSeq, a predicted model, not a curated record
UAGGAAGCGCCGUGGGGACGCUGUGCAGCGCUCUGCGGCGCGCGGGGAGGUGGGCUGGGGUAGCGCUUCGAAGGUCUGCGGGCCCGCGCGGGUAGCGGUAAUUGAGAAAGAAGACCACCGGGGGCGCUCAGCGGCGGUCUGUGCUAGGCGGACAUACGGGCGUGGGUAACGCGGGAGGAUUCCACGGGCGUCCUGGGCGACGGCGGAACCCUUCGCUCCUCGGCGCGCGGGGACGCCAUGCCGCGAGUCCAGAAGAGGCCGGCGGGGGCCGCGAGGCCAGACAAGAAGGGGCCAAAAGGAAAACGAACCAAAACUGAGAACCCAGGGGAGGCGUCAGCUAAGGUGGAGAACUCCAGCCUCCAGGAGACUUCAGCCUCUAAAGACUGUGGGAAGAAUCUAAGCAGCUACUGGCUGAUGAAGUCAGAGCCAGAAAGCCGACUGGAGAAAGGUAUAGACGUGAAGUUCAGCAUUGAGGAUCUCAAAGCACAGCCCAAGCAGACAGCAUGCUGGGAUGGUGUUCGCAACUACCAGGCCCGAAACUUCCUGAGAGCCAUGAAGCUGGAGGAGGAAGCCUUCUUCUACCACAGCAACUGCAGAGAGCCAGGCAUUGCGGGGCUCAUGAAGAUCGUGAAGGAGGCGUACCCAGACCACACACAGUUUGAGAAAAACAAUCCCCACUACGAUCCAUCCAGCAGAGAAGACAACCCCAAAUGGUCCAUGGUGGACGUACAGUUUGUUCGGAUGAUGAAGCGUUUCAUCCCACUGGCUGAGCUCAAAACCUACCACCAAGCGCACAGAGCCACUGGCGGUCCCUUAAAAAACAUGGCUCUCUUCACUCGCCAGAGACUCUCAGUCCAGCCCCUGACCCGAGAGGAGUUUGAUUUUAUUUUGAGCCUGGAGGAAAAGGAACCGAGUUAAUGGAGACACGGCUGCUGAAGUGGGCAAGAUGUUGCCCCAAAGUCAAGCUUCCACGAGACAAAAGGCGGCGUGGGGGACAUGCUGGUUGUGUUCACCUGGGGUCGUGUGUAGACAUCGGGUUUGGGUCCUUUUUAGUAAAACAUGA